AUGCUACUCAAGCCAAUGUUGCUCUUUGGCUAUGGCCUGUUGUAUACCAAUGCCAAGCCACUGUCCGACAUAUUCGAUGUCUGCAUGGACCAAAAGCUUAGCAGCAGCUGCCACAAGAUCUUCGAAACCAAUCCGAAGAAAGAGGCAAAGCCUUUGAACACUGCUUGGGAGCAUAUCGAAGCAAUGAACGAGGCUGCCGUCAAAGCGCUCGGGAAGGAUAGCUACGAAGGCGACGAGGAGAUUCGUCGACUGGCGACCAGGUUCUUUGGCAUCAAGCCUAAGAGAACGACGGUUGGCAAGCCGCCGAGAGCGGUUGUGAAAGAAGAGCUCCCAGACUCCGGAUCUCUCGAUAGCUCGAAGAUGCAUCGAGUUGAAUGUAGGUAGGUCCGGAGUCAAUCGUCCCCAGUGGAGGUUGCUGAUUUCGUUCUUCCAGUCUUCUUCAACAAAAUGAAGGACCUUAUUAACGGAGAAGCCAUCGACAAGUCUGGACACUAUGAGAAGAAGGUUUCCCUCGCAUGCGACAGCGAUUACAUGGACGUCCAGCGUGAAACGGAGAUGCUCGAGUCUGAGAUCGGCCAAAUGAUCCGACAACCCGGAACUCAUGGCAAUGGCAUGACUCUACAAGCGUGGCUCAAGAGCUUCAAGCAGGAGAAGGUCUCUAAGGACUCAGUAUGGAUGAAGAGCUUGAGCCCAGAAUUAAGCUAUUUCCCCAUUAGCGAAACGCGACACCCGACGGACUUGAACGGCCUCCCUUUCCCACGAGACAAGAAUGGCAUUAGUCAUAUCUGUCAGCUGCCAAUAAAUGCAGUUACUAUGAGUACGACCGACUACAUCUUCGAGGCAGCAAAAGAUGGUACUUACAAAGGCGAAGAGGAGAAACAUCACGCCAGAUUGAUCUUAUGUCCACGAGCAAUCCAGGGAAGUAAAAGGAUGGCCGGUAUCGAGAAGGAUUUGCUGCCUAAUGGAGAGCAAUCCAAAAACACCAUGCUGGAGAGUCUCGGCACAGGUACUUUGGCAUUCUACCACGAGCUUUGGCAUCUGCAGGCCAUGAUGAAUAGGGAUCCUCGGUAUGGCCAGUUUCCGGAUUCGGAUGUGCACUGGGCAAAGUGCGAUAGAGAUGGAAAAGACCAAUGCAAGAAGCUAACAAAGAAGUAAGUGCCUGCAUCUGAGAAUUAGACAGGGCAUAUUUACUGACCUUUCAACUUUGCUCGCCUAGCUGGUGGCUAAAGAAGACCGGCUUCACUGACCGAGAUGUGCUGAAUCCCGAGGGCCAUAUGGGCAGUGCUGGCUCCACCUCCAGUUCGAGUUCUGAGGGAAAGUCGAGCGCUCUCGGCGCCAUGGCUGCAACGUGAGUGAUGCGAGAGCUCCGCAGUUGACACCUUACAGAAGCUGACACCUGUCGCAGAUAUCUAUCGUUAUACGACAUGGCCCAGCCGGUGAGCCAGGAGCUCCGGCCGCUGCCUCAAAGCGCGAAGCAAGGCAUGGGCCAAGCGGGAUUGUUCAAUCCAGACAACUAUGUGUGGUUCGCAUAUGCCGUGUAUCUGCACGCGAAGCGUCCUUCAGAUCACUGGUCGAGCGGGUACUGUAAGAAGAGACCGGAAACGUUCGAGGAGAGCAUGACGCCGAUCACGGGUCAGUGGCAGUUCAGAUUCCCAUAA
Messenger RNA from Lecanosticta acicola, 1658 nucleotides. The record is from the annotation of a GenBank genome assembly. Lineage: Eukaryota; Fungi; Ascomycota; Dothideomycetes; Mycosphaerellales; Mycosphaerellaceae.